This is a messenger RNA of Peromyscus leucopus (white-footed mouse), 2359 nucleotides long. RefSeq names its product alpha-1A adrenergic receptor. Gene Ontology annotation, cellular component: membrane. The coding region runs from base 1039 to 1989 and encodes 316 amino acids. The transcript has 2 exons. NCBI's taxonomy places the organism in Eukaryota, Metazoa, Chordata, Mammalia, Rodentia, Cricetidae. The record is from RefSeq and is a predicted model, not a curated record. Gene Ontology annotation, molecular function: alpha1-adrenergic receptor activity. Gene Ontology annotation, biological process: cell-cell signaling; phospholipase C-activating G protein-coupled receptor signaling pathway; adenylate cyclase-activating adrenergic receptor signaling pathway.
GUUUACGAGAUUGUGCGGGUUGCCACAGAGGAAUACGGUAACAGCUGGAGAUUACGGUACUCUCUGGGCUACUGCCUGUACUACGUCAACCAGAGCCGCAAAGUUCCUCGCUUCUCUUUUCUGGUGUCCAGGAACCGAAUAUCAAACCGGUGAUCCCGGAGUUAUUGGCUCGUUAUAUUUGUCUUUUCUUUUCUCUGUUACCAGUCUUUAUUUUUAAAAGAUCUAGGAGAAGCAGAAGCGAGCCCGGAGUUUAAGGUGCUCGGCAGUGGUGGGUGAGUCAGCGGGUGCUAAGGACUGGGACUUGGUCUUUGGAGACCGUCCCCUCUCCUCCCUGCAGAGAAGCAGCCGGCGCUGCAAGGACUGAAGGUCCGCUCUUCCCCACGCCCGGGCCUCCGCAUCCGCGCAGCAGCUGGAUUCAAAUGAACGAAGCUCCAGGGCCGCUUCGGUCUCAGCAAAUAUUUCAGACCCAUGCAACCUCGCCAGAACGCCUAGAGGCUGGAGCUAGCAGGAGCCAUAGUUGGGCGACCAAGCUGAGAGUAACUGCCGGCCAGCUGCAGCGCCCAGAUGCCCAGAUGUUCCUUUUGAACUUCGACGGCUAAGCCACACUUAGCUGCUACCCUUUCGGCAAAGACUGGCAAUAGACUUGUGAAUUUCUAAUUUACCUGUGAAUGCACAGGAUGGAUCAGACCACACAGAAAAGUGAGCUCCUGUAAUCUCUGGGAUUGCGUUCACAGCGUGUCCCCUUGAACCUCGCUGCAUGCUUAGGGUAGGGAAGGUGUCCCCAGCAGUCCAGCGCUUUCCUGGCCAUGUCACCGUUAAUGAUCUGUGACUUAGUGUGGCCCUCUGAGGGUUGCCAGGGCUACCCACGGUGGUUUCCAACAGGUGUGUUCUCUCCCUUCCCCAGCCCAACCCAGCUGGCAGGAUUCCCCCAAGCUGAGGUUUUUUGACUUGGCUUCCUUACUCCCACCUCCGCGCCCUCCCCGCCCCCCACCAGAGGGUGGCGGUCCAGAGCCGGACCUGGCCCCCCUCCCUGGGACCAUGGUGCUUCUCGCUGAAAAUGUUUCCGAAGGUUCCAACUGCACCCACCCACCAGCACCGGUGAACAUUUCUAAGGCCAUUCUGCUCGGGGUGAUCUUGGGGGGACUCAUCCUAUUCGGGGUGCUGGGGAACAUCUUAGUGAUCCUCUCAGUGGCCUGUCAUCGGCAUCUGCACUCGGUGACUCACUACUACAUCGUCAACCUUGCGGUGGCAGACCUUCUCCUCACCUCCACCGUGCUGCCCUUCUCGGCCAUCUUUGAGAUCCUGGGCUACUGGGCCUUUGGCAGGGUCUUCUGCAACAUCUGGGCGGCAGUGGACGUCCUAUGUUGCACAGCGUCCAUCAUGGGGCUCUGCAUCAUCUCCAUCGACCGAUACAUUGGUGUGAGCUACCCGCUGCGCUACCCCACCAUUGUCACCCAGAGGAGGGGCGUCAGGGCUCUGCUCUGCGUCUGGGCGCUUUCCCUGGUCAUCUCCAUCGGACCCUUGUUUGGCUGGAGGCAGCCGGCCCCUGAGGAUGAGACCAUCUGCCAGAUUAAUGAGGAACCUGGCUACGUGCUGUUCUCCGCGCUGGGCUCUUUCUACGUGCCACUGGCCAUCAUCCUGGUUAUGUACUGCCGAGUCUACGUGGUGGCCAAGAGAGAAAGCCGAGGCCUCAAGUCCGGCCUCAAGACCGACAAGUCGGACUCAGAGCAAGUGACGCUCCGUAUCCACCGGAAAAAUGUCCCGGCAGGAGGCGGUGGGGUGAACGGUGCCAAGAAUAAGACUCACUUCUCCGUGAGGCUGCUCAAGUUUUCCCGAGAGAAGAAAGCCGCCAAGACUCUGGGCAUCGUGGUGGGCUGCUUCGUCCUCUGCUGGCUGCCUUUCUUCCUAGUGAUGCCCAUUGGUGAGUGUUCUCAGCCCCACUGCUUAAGGUUUACAGGGAGAGGAGUCUCCACGGGAGACCUCGCCUAGGGUGGGAGGAGGGGGUCUGCAUUUCAAAGUGCACAGAAGGACUCCCUGGUGGGGAUUAGAGUUUUCUCUCUUUCUAUUCCGGUCUCCUUUGCACUGGGUCCUAGGUCACUUGGUCCUCUGCAGCAAAGAAGGCUCCUCCUGGCUGCUCCAGAUUCGUUGGUCUCUUUAUCGAGAAUGUCAACUUUUCAUAAUGCUUUUACGCCUGCUUAUUUUAAAUCUACUCACUCCCUUUAGUGUCCCCAAAGCAGACUGCUGAAUACUGCUUGUGCUCUAGGAUGGGUGGGGAAGAAAGUCCCAUUGGCUUGUAAAUAAAAUAACCACCACGCUGAAUUCUGGGCAAAUGUGUGACAGCAGGAUCGGGUUAGAUGGU